Messenger RNA from Talaromyces marneffei, 1650 nucleotides. RefSeq lists its product as uncharacterized. The coding region runs from base 1 to 1650 and encodes 549 amino acids. Gene Ontology annotation, biological process: superoxide anion generation; defense response. Gene Ontology annotation, cellular component: plasma membrane; NADPH oxidase complex. The transcript has a single exon. NCBI's taxonomy places the organism in Eukaryota, Fungi, Ascomycota, Eurotiomycetes, Eurotiales, Trichocomaceae. The record is from RefSeq and is a predicted model, not a curated record. Gene Ontology annotation, molecular function: superoxide-generating NAD(P)H oxidase activity.
AUGGGGUUCAAUUGGAAAUCGCAGCUGGCGCCAUCCAAACUAUUCUUUUAUACCUUCUUCUGGGGAGGACAUAUCGCUUUCUUUGCCUUUGGGUGGUAUAAGCAAGCAUCCGACGAAAGACUUGCUCCACUGAACACACUGCGAUACUCAGUAUGGAUCUCACGAGGCGCCGGUCUGUGCCUGAGUAUUGACGGGGCAUUGAUUCUGCUGCCCAUGUGCAGAACGUUACUAAGAUACAUACGCCCCAAAAUCAAAUGGCUUCCUCUCGACGAAUCGCAAUGGUUCCAUCGUCAGGUUGCAUACUCCAUGCUCAUAUUUUCUAUCAUUCAUACUGCGGGACAUUAUGUCAACUUUUUCAAUGUUGAGAAGGCACAACUACGACCCGUGACCGCCAUCCAAAUUCAUUACGCCCAGGCGGGAGGCAUCACAGGGCAUAUCAUGCUGCUAUGCAUGUUGCUAAUGUAUACAACUGCCCACCAAAAAAUCCGACAGCAAUCCUUUGAAACCUUUUGGUACACGCAUCAUCUUUUCAUUCCCUUCAUGUUGGGACUUUACACCCAUGCAACGGGUUGUUUUGUGCGAGAUACAGCACAGCCUUUCUCUCCUCUUGCCGGAAGCCCCUUCUGGGAACAUUGUUUGGGCUACGAAGGCUGGCGGUGGGAGCUCUGGGGAGGUGGAAUUUACCUGAUUGAACGACUGUACCGCGAAGUCCGGGCCCGUCGGGAGACAGAAAUUACCAAAGUCAUUCGUCAUCCAUACGAUGCGAUGGAAAUUCAAUUCCGCAAGCCCAGUUUCAAAUACAAAGCCGGACAAUGGCUCUUUCUCCAAGUACCAGAAGUCUCUACCACGCAGUGGCAUCCAUUCACCAUCACUUCCUGCCCGUUUGACCCUUAUGUCAGCGUGCAUGUCCGUCAAGUCGGCGAUUUCACUCGCGCUCUCGGUAACGCCCUCGGUUGUGGUCCCGCUCAAGCAAAAGACUUGGAAGGCCUCGACCCAAUGGGCAUGUACGAAAUUGCCAUGCAAAACGGGCAAGCAAUGCCCAAACUCCGCAUCGACGGACCCUACGGAGCUCCCGCCGAAGACGUCUUUGACAACGAAAUUGCAGUAUUGAUCGGAACAGGAAUCGGCGUCACACCCUGGGCCUCUAUCCUGAAAAACAUCUGGCACUUACGCUCCGGCCCUAAUCCACCCCAACGUCUCCGCCGAGUCGAAUUCAUCUGGAUCUGCAAAGAUACCUCUUCUUUCGAAUGGUUCCAAGCCCUUUUAUCCUCCCUCGAACAACAAUCCUCCAUCACAGCCGGAGCCCAAGGCGGCCCCGAAUUCUUGAGGAUACAUACUUACCUCACCCAACGUCUCGACCAAGACACCGCCACAAACAUCUACCUGAACUCCGUAGGCACAGAAGUUGAUCCUCUCACCGAACUUAAAUCGCGCACAAACUUCGGCCGUCCCGACUUUAAACGCCUGUUCGGCGCAAUGCGUGAUGGGUUAAUGGAUCAGACCUACCUCUCAGGCCUGGAGAGUAACAUCACUACCAAAGUGGGUGUGUAUUUCUGUGGACCCAAUGCGGCCGCUAGACAGAUUAAGCAGGCAGCGCAGGAUUCGUCGACGCGGGAUGUCAAGUUUAAUUUUUGGAAGGAGCAUUUCUGA